Ilex paraguariensis (yerba mate) is the source of this 270-nucleotide messenger RNA. NCBI's taxonomy places the organism in Eukaryota, Viridiplantae, Streptophyta, Magnoliopsida, Aquifoliales, Aquifoliaceae. The record is from the annotation of a GenBank genome assembly.
GGCCAUGACUUCUCCGUCCCGUGGGAACUUAAUCUUCCAGAAGCUGCUGUAAAUAGAUUGCAGACUGUCGGAUUAAGGUUCUGUGGAGUUGCAGAUCAGGCCCUUCCCAGAUUGAGAGGUGCCCUUCCUGCUGAUAAACCUGCACGCAAGGCCCUUGACGAAUUAGCAGAUCUAUUUAGCUAUUUACGAGUUUGGAAGAUUAACAAACAUGUAUUCAUAGAUGCUCUUAUGCCACCAACAGAGAGUUACCACCGGGAUUUGUUUUUUCAG